GAUCACGAUGCGGCUCAUGUACAGAAAACCCAUGGACGGGUGAACCCCGCCUAGUUGAGACUAGCCUUCACCGACGCCGUGCGGUUCAUCCCACGAGACAAUGCGCUCUCCAGGAAACACCCGCCGUCAACAACGCCAUGUGGGCAGCACAGACCCGAUGACGUCGUCACCCAAAUGCUGUGGAGCAGAGCAGUGUACUGGCCGGCCAAGCUUGGGGUGCUCCAGCGUCUCGUGUGCCCGGGGAAGGGCCCACUCCAGUCCAAAUCGACGUGCUGGCGGUGCUCGAGGCAGGGCCUGCCUGUCAGUCCUGCUAGUCAGGUGCUGCAGGACUCAUGUCCGCCUCAUUCUUGCAAAGCAUCAGAUUCCAAUCAGCCGAGUGGAUCGCUCCACGGCGCCAACUCAAAAAGGGAGCGCCAUGGUGAGACCCGGGACUUGCAGCGAAUCACAGCAUCCUUCCUUGAUGGUGCGCGCGGCUCCGAUUCCUAUGCCCUGCCACCGGGCACUUUUGACGCAAUCGACAAUCCCAUCCUGCUUUGGGGGCCUACUAUUACUGGCCGUUGUGUGCCCAGGCCGCUGGAGCACGACGCGCUACCGCGCUACGCUGCUUACGUUUUUGUUUUUGAUACUCGGCAACCCCGGCUAAUUAAAUAGGAUUGUUGCGCUUGUCCGCUCGAAGCACAUGCUCGGCCAGAGCGAGAUCGAGGAGGUGCGCAUUGUCCGAGCUAAGCGUCGCGCCACGAGGUUCCUCAUCUGAUCGCAUAAGGAACAACCAACUUUAAUCUGCCACACAAGCGGGCUCCACGUGAUUCGUGCCGUCUUCAGCUGGCUUCGCUGCUUGACAGGCCUUACCUCGCAAGUGCGCGAAGUGAA
Molecule: messenger RNA, 870 nt
Organism: Microdochium trichocladiopsis
Lineage: Eukaryota; Fungi; Ascomycota; Sordariomycetes; Xylariales; Microdochiaceae
Exons: 2
Coding region: 101-643 (180 amino acids)
Source: RefSeq, a predicted model, not a curated record